GAACUUACAGGUGUCCGUAGCGGUGUAGCGCGCCGCUCUCCGCUAACAUACGCCACGUGGGUAUUCACCGAGAGUUUAAAACGCCACUAAAUAUUAGAGGAAUUCUGUACAGCCUUAGGAAAUAGCAUCCGUAAAGGCCAACCCUAUCUAGAGACUGAUUCCAGCCAGUGGAAUAAACUCGUUUAGCAACUGUUGGAAGUCAGGAGGUGGGUGAGAGGGCGUGCUCAGGUGUGACGGGUGCAGACAAGAGGCGCCUUCCAGGCUCCACACACUUUUCAACUCCGUCGAAAAGAUAUUCAACCAGAGGACAGACAACUAACUGCACGGUCUUCUCAGACAAACACUCCACGAGCAACAUGUCUCCAUCUAACCACCAGAACAGCAGCUCUCCCUCCGGCACCACCGGCUCCCUCGCCACCGACACCAGCAGAAGAUUCCUAUCAAAUCAGAUUCGAUACAAGGGCUUGUUCACGCCCCAGGUAGCGCCCACCACCCGCGCCUACUGCCUGCUAUUGAGUUUCCUGGUGGGGACGCUGAUGCUGACGGCUGGCUCGGUGUUCUACCACGUGAUCCUCAGCAAGCCCAUGAGUGGCUCUCACCUCAUGCACACACCGCCUGUCCCACUCGCCCUCUUCCUCAUGGCCGCUGGUAUCAUCACCCUUCUUGCCUGCUUCUUCGUCGCCUGGAGGUUUGGCUUCGACGACGGCGACGAGACCCUAGAAGAGGACAUGUACUCCUUCGCCAAGGACGACGUGCUUGACCAGCAGUACAACAGCACCAUUGAAACUCCCAAGGACCCUCCUGUAUGAACCCCGCCGCCACCCCCCCAUCCUCGCCUUACAGCAGAACCCUCAAAGAAACCCACUGUCGCAACCUGCAACUUAAUAAGAUCCUAAUCUUAAUCAUUUCAUCUCGCCUUAAGUUU
Procambarus clarkii (red swamp crayfish) is the source of this 925-nucleotide messenger RNA. The record is from RefSeq and is a predicted model, not a curated record. NCBI's taxonomy places the organism in Eukaryota, Metazoa, Arthropoda, Malacostraca, Decapoda, Cambaridae.